AAGGAAGAAAUAGAAAGCACAGAAAAACCCUAAACCCUAACCACCAGAAGCUGCCGAGGUUGCUUCUAGACCCUUCCUCCUCUCACUAGAAAACCCAUCGCUCCUUCUUCUCCCACUCUCCUUCUCGCCUCUCUCUCGUCCUGUGAACUCUCCAUUGAUCCUUCCCUUCAGUCCCUUUUGACUUCCCUCCUUCCAGCAAUUUGCAUUCGACCAUGUACCGAUUCGCUUCUAGCCUCGCCACUAAAGCUCGGAUCGCCAGGAAUGGUGCCCAGCAGGUUGGAAGCAGAGUGAACUGGAGCAGGAACUAUGCGGCCAAAGACAUCAGAUUUGGCGUAGAGGCUCGUGCUCUAAUGCUUAAGGGCGUUGAAGAGCUUGCUGAUGCCGUCAGAGUCACGAUGGGUCCUAAGGGUCGCAAUGUGGUUAUUGAGCAAAGCUUUGGUGCCCCAAAAGUGACCAAGGAUGGAGUUACAGUUGCUAAGAGCAUUGAAUUUAAGGACAAAGUUAAGAAUAUUGGUGCUAGCCUCGUCAAGCAGGUUGCUAAUGCUACCAAUGAUACUGCCGGGGAUGGGACCACUUGUGCUACAAUUCUCACAAAGGCCAUAUUCGCCGAAGGUUGCAAAUCAGUUGCAGCGGGAAUGAACGCAAUGGAUCUACGUCGUGGAAUCGGCAUGGCUGUUGAUGCCGUUGUCUCCUACUUAAAAAGUAGGGCACGGAUGAUCAGCACGUCUGAAGAAAUUGCACAAGUUGGCACCAUAUCAGCCAAUGGGGAGAGAGAGAUCGGGGAGUUGAUUGCCAAGGCAAUGGAGAAGGUUGGGAAAGAGGGAGUUAUCACUAUCCAAGACGGGAAGACAUUAUAUAAUGAGUUAGAAGUUGUGGAGGGAAUGAAGUUGGAUAGAGGUUACAUAUCACCUUACUUCAUCACUAACCCGAAAAACCAAAAAUGUGAAUUAGAAAAUCCCCUGAUCUUGAUCCAUGAGAAGAAAAUCUCCAGCAUGACUGCGAUUGUUAAAGUACUAGAGCUGGCCUUGCAGCACCAAAGGCCCUUGUUGAUUGUUUCUGAAGAUGUAGAGAGCGAGGCACUGGCAACUCUCAUCAUAAAUAAGCUUCGUGCUGGACUCAAGGUUUGUGCCAUUAAAGCUCCUGGAUUUGGAGAAAACAGGAAGUCGGGGCUUCAAGAUCUUGCUGCUCUUACAGGAGCACAAGUUGUAACUGAAGAGCUUGGGAUGAAUCUCGAAAAGGUUGAGUUAGAGAUGCUUGGUAGCUGCAAGAAGCUUGCAAUAUCAAAGGACGACACAGUCAUUCUUGAUGGAGCUGGUGACAAGAAAUCCAUCGAAGAAAGAUGUGAACAGAUCCGGUCUGCUAUAGAACUGAGCACUUCCGAUUACGAUAAGGAGAAGUUGCAAGAAAGGCUUGCCAAGUUGUCUGGUGGUGUGGCUGUGCUGAAGAUCGGUGGUGCAAGUGAAGCUGAGGUCGGUGAGAAAAAAGAUAGAGUCACAGAUGCCUUGAACGCAACUAAGGCAGCUGUGGAAGAGGGUAUUGUCCCUGGUGGAGGUGUUGCUCUUCUUUAUGCGGCAAAAGAGUUGGACAAACUUCAGACGGCCAACUUUGACCAAAAGAUUGGUGUUCAAAUUAUUCAGAACGCAUUGAAGACUCCUGUUCAUACGAUUGCAUCUAAUGCUGGAGUUGAGGGGGCCGUUGUUGUUGGCAAGCUAAUGGAACAAGAUAACCCAGAUCUCGGCUACGAUGCUGCCAAAGGUGAUUACGUCGACAUGAUCAAAGCUGGAAUUAUCGAUCCGCUUAAAGUAAUCAGGACUGCUUUGGUUGAUGCUGCCAGUGUUUCAUCCUUGAUGACAACAACUGAAGCUAUUAUAACCGAGCUACCUAAAGAAGAGAAAGAAGCUCCUGGGAUGCCAGGCGGCAUGGGCAUGGACUACUGAGAUCCCUUACGAGUUACAAACAACUGAAUAGGGAGGCCUAAAUAUUGGAUUUUGUACCCGAAUUGUUUGAAGAGUUCUAGUUGUGUAUUUUGGUCAUAGUGAGCGACUCCCCUUCGAAUUUUUUCGGGUUUGCAGGUAGAGGUGUAGCUUGUUUCUCCCCCAAAGGGAAAGCCGAAUUGUGAGUAACCAUUGCCGAUAUUUCCCACAAUAAAUGAUUUAUUGUCGCCCUUGUUGCUUAGGACAAUAAUCAAAGAAUGACAAUGAUGUCUGCAAUUGGUCUGUUGCUAGCAGAAUGUAACCAUAUCCAAGAAGUCGCAGCCUUUUAAAGGUUGAUACAGAGCAUUGCUGAGUUCACUUAGAUCUUGAUCAUCAGCAACCAUGUUCCCAU
Linum tenue is the source of this 2325-nucleotide messenger RNA. NCBI's taxonomy places the organism in Eukaryota, Viridiplantae, Streptophyta, Magnoliopsida, Malpighiales, Linaceae. The record is from the annotation of a GenBank genome assembly.